Boleophthalmus pectinirostris (great blue-spotted mudskipper) is the source of this 1956-nucleotide messenger RNA. RefSeq names its product dapper homolog 1. Gene Ontology annotation, cellular component: cytoplasm. The transcript is spliced from 4 exons. NCBI's taxonomy places the organism in Eukaryota, Metazoa, Chordata, Actinopteri, Gobiiformes, Gobiidae. The record is from RefSeq and is a predicted model, not a curated record. Bases 1 to 1956 code for a protein of 651 amino acids. Gene Ontology annotation, biological process: negative regulation of canonical Wnt signaling pathway.
AUGCACCGUGCCUUCACUUUCCCAAUGACCGUGGAGCGCAGUCGGACCAAAGAGUGUCUGGAGGCGAGUCUGGCCGGUCUAUGUGAGCUUGAGCUCCGCAAGCAAAAGCAGGAGUCCCUGGUGCUCGGGGCGCUGGCUCUCGGUGACCCUAUUCUCCUUCAUCGGGACCAGGGCGCAGGAGGAGCCGAAGCAUGUUUCAGCAUCUGGGGACAGGAGAACCUCACACUCCGGCGCCAACUGAGCGCCCUUCAGAGCCACCCAUGGGCCCUGCUGCAGUCCUUGGAGCAGCAGGUGGGAGAGCUCAGGAUAGACACUGAAACUGCGGGAGACGCCAGCAACAGUCGACCCAGUUCUGGUUUCUAUGAAUCUAGUGAGGGCCAUUCACCAAAAGGGAGAUGCUCUGCAGAGCCUACAGACACAGAGUCGACAUGGGCAUACAGCAAUGACAGGCCAAAGUCUGUAGGUGACUCACUUUCCCCAAAUAGUAACAUAGAAAUCCCCAUUCUUCGCACCUCUCUUCCUCGGUCUUUCUCCGCUCCGUACCCACCUCUAGAGGGCAUCGCUGAGGAGGGCUCUGGACCUGAUCCUUGGUUUUGGGACCCUCCUAAAACCACCCAAACUUGGCCACAACACCAGCAGCAGGAGGAGACGGAGGUCACAAAAGAGGAGGACUACCAGCAGGCUCUGAGGGUAGAGGGGUACAUUCUGAGUGUCAUCCAAAGACAUACUCUCUCCCCACGGCCUUGCCAGCCUCGCACAACCAUUAGCCCUGAUCCCACAUAUUCCAAUACAUCUUUACAUCGCCGAACACCAUCGCUUACCUCCGAGACCCUCCCCCUUGACCCAUACCUUCAGCCUUACGUUGACCUUUUGGGGCAUCCGAGUAGUCAAAUCAGGGGUUGUGACCUAUAUGAAGGGGAGGCUUGUGGCGGAGAGGCCCCAUCAUUGGAGGAAGACUGUUUUUUGGCUCUGCCCUACCCCCAGUCUAGGCCACACUCUCUGACUGGAAGGCUACCCUCACCUCUGCCCUUCCAAGACCCCAACUGUGGUUCAGGGGCUCUUGACCUUUGUGGUGAACUCACAUCCCCCCAGCAUUAUAGAAACCCACAACCUCCUAUUCACCAGAACCUUGUAAAUGCACAGUUUGUUCCCGGACAAGGUGGUCACACUGCUAUACAAUCACCAAGACAUUAUAUCCCUGGUCAGUCUACUCAACGAAUUCAAAUGAUCACUUCCCCUGUUCACCAAAAUAAAGAUAAAGCAUCCAAGAAAAACCAUAACGAGCGCCAGAAAUCAAAGAAAUCAAAUGGCAAGAACAGGUCACAGUCUGAAAAUAGCCUACUUGGUCAACGCAUGCUGCCUGAACGGCGAUACAGCACAUCAGAGCGCCCACAGGGUAGAGUGGACGCUACUUAUAACCAGGCUGUCCAAAUGGGUCGUAAUAAUGGCAAUAGACGCUGGUGCUCAAAUCUAGAGUUAAGCCAGGACGAGGGUGAAUCCCAUACACCUCAAGCCAACAGACGGCCACCUAGGAAACGCAAUGGUCAUUCAUACCAGCCACAACAAAACCACCCCCAUUACCAGCAGCAGAGACAACAAUGGCUGCACAGUGACUACCACCAGAGGGCACCACUGUGUCAGGAAGAAGAAGUGGCCUACCCAAGAGCUGUCCCUGCUGAAUCUGAGUCUAGUAUGAGUGAGGUGUACUCUCCAGGGUCUAGUUCAUUGUCCAGUGAUUCGGAUGAGAGUGGUGGGUUGGUGUGGCCACAGCAGUUGCCCCCUCGUUUAGCCAUGGGGUCUUCCUCCUCUUCCUCGCCCUCUCCCCAGGCCACUGCAGCAGCGAAUGGCAUCGCGUCACAGCCCAAAGCCUUUGUGAAGAUCAAAGCGUCUCACGCACUCAAAAAGAAAAUCCUGCGAUUCCGCUCAGGGUCGCUAAAAGUCAUGACCACUGUGUGA